AUGCCUUCUGUUACUGAUCUUCAACAACAACAACAAACAUCAUCAUCAAAUACUCAUGGAAAAUCUACACCACCACCAUCAUCAUCAUCAUCAACACAACAAUUAACAUCAACGGAUCCAAAUAAUUCGGAUCCAUUAACACAAGCAAUUCUUCUUUUCGAAAAAAAACAACGAAAUUUAGGAAAACGAAAGGAAAAAUUGGAAAGUUAUAAACAAUUAGCAGCAACUGGUGCAGAAUUAAAUAAAGAUCAAAAAGAAGCAUUAGCUAAAUAUCCUGAAGUACUUGGUCAAAUUGAAUGUGCUAAAGAUCUCGGUGAACAAUUCAAAAAAAUUCAAACCGAGACAGCAAAAUAUCAGAAACGUCUUUUAAAACUAGCCGCGGAUGAAAAACGUCAAUCAGUCUCUCAACGUCUUCGAGAAUAUGCACAAAUUCGAUAUCUACUUGAUCAUCGACCAACAUCAUUGAAAACUGAAGAAUCAACAUUAUUAGAUGAAUUAUCUGCUGUUAUUGUUCCAACAGAUAAUACAUCAAAUUCAAUAUCUCGUUCUGUUGAUACUGUUCUAUCAAUUUAUCAAAGUGGUCCAUCAUCAACAACAAUUAAGAAUCUUCCUGGAAAAAAUGUCCAAGAAGUACGAGAAAUACUUGAACAAUUAGUAAGAAAUGUUGAACCUCAAAAAGUUUCUUCUGUUGUAAUUCCUCCGGAACAAGAACAAACACAAACACAAAUACAAACACCAGCACCAGCACCAGCACCAAUACAAGAAACUAUUGAAACAAAUAAUAUUCAAUCAACUAAUAAUGAUAAUAAUAAUAAUAGUAUUAAUAUUAAUAAUAAUACUAGUUUAAAUGAAUAUCCAUUACAAUUUGAUACCAGAAAUCCGAACAUUUCACUUGAACAAAUUAUUCAAGAUAAUACAUUUUUAUCAAAUGAUUUACAUGAUCAAAGUCAAGAUAAUAAUGAUAAUCAAUUAUCUAAUUCAGAACAAUAUUUACAAACAUUUACUAUUGUUAAUUCAAAUCAACAACCUUCUUCAUCAUCAAUAGAAAAUCAACAGCAAGAUAAUUCAAAUGAACAACAUCAACAACAAUCAGAUGAACAAUGGCAACAUCAACGAGGAAAUGGAAAUGUUCAACGAAAUGAACAUGGUCAAAAUGAAGGUGGACACAAACCUUAUCGUGGUAGACCAAAUCAUUAUAAUCAAUCAUGGAGAGGAUCAAAUGGUGGUCGAUAUGAUAAUUCAUAUGGUAAUAAUCAACGACCCUAUUAUGAAAAUAAUCGAGGUAGAGGUGGAUCAAAUUCAAAUUAUCGAGGUAAUCGUGGUGGUGGUGGUGGUGGUAAUCAUCGUUUUGGUAAUACUCGUGGUUAUAACAAUAAUAAUGGUAAUGGAUAUCAAAACUCUGCUCAAUAUCAACAAAAUAAUAAUAAUCAACAUCAACAACAAACUCGUUCUGCUCCACCUCCUUCUACUCAACAACAAUGA
Messenger RNA from Adineta steineri, 1482 nucleotides. The record is from the annotation of a GenBank genome assembly. Lineage: Eukaryota; Metazoa; Rotifera; Eurotatoria; Adinetida; Adinetidae.